Molecule: messenger RNA, 3923 nt
Organism: Larimichthys crocea (large yellow croaker)
Lineage: Eukaryota; Metazoa; Chordata; Actinopteri; Sciaenidae
Gene: cfap57
Product: cilia and flagella associated protein 57
Exons: 21
Coding region: 174-3716 (1180 amino acids)
Molecular function (GO): protein binding
Source: RefSeq, a predicted model, not a curated record
GGUUGCCUAGCGACAUGACGCUAAUUCAAGUCAUACUAGAGUACCCGUUGUUUCACUAAGUCGUGUGUUCUUGUUUCUGACUUUGACAACUGAAUUCAUGUACGUUACGUCUGUGGAGAGUCUUUGUAGUUUUCAGUCAAUUUAAAGUCUGUUAAAGUCAAGUCCUGCUGAGAAUGGCUGCUGUUGUUGCGCAGUCCCACUUCACCUUCGGUCUUCGGGCAGGUGUAAGGAACAAUUUGUGUUUCUUCGACGAGCAAACUGUCGUUUUUCCCUGCGGAAACAACUGUGUGUGCUACAACACCGUCCAAAGAUGCCAGAGGUUCAUUCCAGGCUCAGACAAAAGCCAGGCCAUGCGUGCUCUGGCCAUCAGUGCCAACCGACGUUACCUGGCUGUGUCAGAGUGUGGUGGGAAGGCCACCAUCACGGUGUUCGACCUGCAGCACGAGCAGGGCAGGAAGAGGAAGGUUCUGACUGCAGGAGACCUGCUUGUUCAGGAGUUUGUUUGCAUGGCUUUCUCCCCUGAUUCCAAGUACCUAAUAGGCCAGACAGGUGGUCCAGAGUGGACCCUGAUCUUCUGGCUUUGGGAAAAACAGAAAGUCCUGGCAACAGUGAAGACCAGCAACACAAAUAAUCCUGUUUCCCAGGUCAGCUUCAACCCUCACAACAACAUGCAGCUCUGCGUGAGCGGAACCGGCGUGUUCAAGCUUUUCCGCUACUCAGAGGGAGCCCUGAAACAGAGCAGCUUCCCCAAGGUGGAGUCCAUCAACUUCCUGUGUCAUACCUGGGUGACGAUGGAGCGUGUGAUCGCUGGGACAGACAAGGGCAGGCUGCUGGUGUUUGAGUCUGGAGAACUGCGGAGAGAGAUUAACAUGGCCUCUAAGGCUGUGCAGGAGCAGUCUGACAGGCAAGUUGAAAUGAAGAAGAUCACAGACGCUGACGUGGAUGAAGGUCCCAAUGUGCCUCGCAUCACAGCCAUUCUGUCCUACUCCAAAGGCUUUGCUUGCUCUUUGGGGUCCGGCACAGUCUGUCUUUUUGAAAAGAACGAGGAGGACAGUUAUAGAAGAAGCAGAGAGAUACGGAUCCCUCCAGACUCAUACAGCAAUGAGCUGACCCCGGCUGAAUGCCAGGAGAUUGACACCAUGUGCAUCAGUCCAGCAGAGGAGACUCUGGCCAUCAGCACAGACAGAGGACAGCUGUACAGCUGCAGCAUGUCCUCUGUGGACAUAAACAAGGAUGAACACGUACACUUUGAGUUCCUGUCGCAGCCUUUCCACUCUAAGUCCAUCACUGGUUUAUCCAUCUGCAUCCGAAAGCCUCUCGUAGCCACAAGCUCUCUGGACCGCUCUGUCCGAAUCUGGAACUAUGAAACAAAAGUGUUGGAGCUGUACAAAGAGUUCCAGGAGGAGGCGUACAGCGUGGCUCUGCACCCCACUGGCCUUUUCAUCCUGGUGGGCUUUUCAGACAAACUCCGGCUGAUGAACCUGCUCAUCGAUGACAUCUGCACCUUCAAGGAGUUCAACGUGCGAGGCUGCAGAGAGUGUGCUUUUAGCCAUGGUGGCCACAUGUUUGGAGCUGUCAAUGGAAACGUCAUCCACAUCUACUCUGUCACCUCUUUCGAGAACAUCAUCAAUCUGAAGGGCCACAAUGGAAAGGUGCGUGGCAUUGAAUGGAGCCUGGACGACAGCCGGCUGGUAUCAUGUGGAAUGGAUGGUGCGGUGUACGAAUGGAGCACACAGACCGGCAAGCGUGAGUCUGAGAGCGUCCUCAAUUCCUGCAGCUACACAGGUGUGGCCUUCUCUUCAGACUGUAAGACCAUCUUGGCUGUGGGAUCAGACCUCACUCUGAAGGAGAUCCAAGAUUGUCAAGUCCUGAAGGAGGUUCCUGCUGAUGAGGUAGCUCAGACUGCUGUGGCAGUGUCUCACUCUGGAAGGGUUGUCUUCACUGGGACGUCCAGUGGAACCAUCAGAGCCAUUAAGUACCCGUUACCCAUCCAGAAGGAAUGGAUCAUGUACCAGGGUCACUGUGGCCCCAUCACCAAGAUGGUGAUCACGUUUGAUGAACAGUUCCUGCUGACAGUGUCUGAAGAUGGAUGCCUGUUGAUGUGGAAGAUCGUCAAUAAGGAGGGCAGAGGACUGAAGAGCAACAGGCAGAUCAUCCACACUGAAGAGAUCCUUGCAACCAAGUCAGACCUGGAGGAGAAGACACAGAACAUGCUGGAGCUGAAGAUGCGUCUAGAGGAGCUGCAGAUGGAGAAUGAGUACCAGCUGCGCCUGAAGGACAUGAACUACAACGAGAAGAUGAAGGAGCUUUCUGACAAGUUCAGCCAGCAGAUAGAAUCCCUGAAAACAACACAACAGGCCAUGAAGACAGAGAUGGAAAAGCAGGAACGUGAGCAUCAGGAGAGCUCUGCAGAGGUUACUGUGAAACACUCAAAAGAGAUGAAGGAUUCAGAGUUGGCCUACAAUCAGAAGCUGGUUGUGGAGCACGAGAGGUUCCAGGACCUCCAUCGUAAAUAUGAGAGAAUGCAGGAGGACUAUGAGAAGCAGCUGAAGGCCGCAGAGGAGAGCAGAAAGCUAGCCACCGAGGAGCUGACGCAGCAGUAUGAGGCCAAGCUGCAGGAGAAGACUCAGAUCCUGGCUCAGUGUCAGGACGAUACACAGCAGCAGAUCCGUGAGUAUAAAGAGAUCAUAAGGCAAGUAGAGGAGGAUGAGGAGAGCAUGAUCCGUAAAAUCACAAUCAACUAUGAGAAGAAACUGCACACUGAGAAAGAGACGAACACCAACCUGAACGGAGAAAUUGCUUUGUUGACACAGAAGUUCUACAGUCUGCAGAAACAGAUCAACGACAGGUGUGCAGACAUAAACAAGCUGAAGCAGGAGCGGCAGAGGCUGCUGGGGUUGAUCCGCUCUCUGGAGAGCGACAUCGAGGAGCUGAAGAGGCAGAUCUCCGGACACGAAAAGACCAACCAGGACAAGGAUAAGACCAUCUCCAGCUUGAAGAAGAAGAACCAGGAGCUGGAGAAGUUGAAGUUUGUUCUCAACAUCCAGUCAAAUGAGUUGAAGAAGCAGAUUGAGCCUCAACAAGAUGAGAUCAGUGAGAAGAUGGAGCGGAUCCAUCAGCUGGAGCAGGAGCUGGUGCAGAUCGACAGGAGCAACACUCAGCUGAAGCUCACGGUGUCUGACCUGAGGCUUAAACUGAGGACCAAAGACAAAGAGAUGCAUAAGGAGAUGCUGAAAGUGAAAGAUCUGGAGACACAUCUAUGGAGGCUCAAGUCAGACCUCCAUAACUGUGCAGGCUUCAUCCAAGAGCCCAAGAAACUGAAGGACAGCGUGCGCGUGUUGUAUUCUCAUUAUGUACCGCUGGAUGAUAGUGUGCAGAAAAGCAAUGUGGACCAAGAUCUUCAGAGGGUGCUCUGUCGGCAGCGUGAAUACAUGGAGAAGACAGUUAAUGGUCUGACGGCGAGGCUGGCCAAAUCUGAAGAGGAACACAACAAAGUCUACGUCAAUAUCAUGAAGGAGAAUAUGACUCUGAUCACGGAAAUCAACGAGCUGCGUGUGGAGCUGCGCUCAGCCAGGACUCAGGCCAAAGAGUACAAAGCUCAGCUGGCCACGUUCAAGAAGUCCAACAAGUCACGUCCUAACUUAGAGGAGAGAUCCAGACAGGAGCCCAAACACGAAGGCAUCAGUCCUAGUCCAGUAGCUCUAGCAGACCUGUAGGGACACAUGCUGAUGAUCUCCUCUCUAAGCCAUCACCGUUCCUGCAGUGAUGAGCACAGAUAUGUUGGUGCUGCAGAGUUUCUUUCUAGGAUGAUUUUGAAGCUUUUUUUCAUAAAAAACCUAAACCUAAUUUUCCUGCUCAUUCAACUUCAAUACAUUUUUUAAGAUUCUAUGUAAUCUCUUUAUAUUAAAACAAUUGUUCCUGUU